AUGUCACGACCGGAGCUUCAAACAGGCCCCAAUGGCUCAAAUCGUGAAACUAAUGAUAUGAUCGCAGCUCCACCUGGUCCUACGCCUUUGGCUCCGAUUAACCUGGGCCCACCUGAAGAAAGCCACACGAUUUUGUCACCACCGCCAGCUGCUUCUCUGACACUUCCAACCAUCCCACAGACAUCUAAAGAAAGCUCUCCCACUAUGUCUCCGUCGGUUGCUCCUCUGUUGGUCACCCCGACGUCACCGGCCGUAUCUGUACCACCUCAUCUUAUCACACCUACUCCGGUCAUUCAGAUGGCGAGUGCAUCCCAAGCCACGACCUCAGCCGCUGUUUCAAAACCUAGCCCUCCUCCACCUUCAUGUUCCACUGGAACAUCAUGCUCAGUUACUGCAGCAAAAUCCGUAGGCUCAAUGACGCCUGUGCCUCGGCAGACUCAAGGCCCGCAUCAAUUACCCGCAAGGCUUGGCUCCAGCCCAGGCGUGAUAUUCUUUUCCUGUGUGGUUGGGUUCGCCAUUUUCAGCGUCCUGUGUGCUAUUCUAAGCUGCGCUUUGAGACGAUGGCGCAAUAAAAGGCAACAAAGGAGCGAUGAUCGGGAUGCUUGGCAGUUCCUGGAGAACGCCAAAGGCUUUUCGGAUCGCGCGGAUGAAACUGCAGACGAGAUUGAUGUAAAAAGCUCUCACUUUGGAAAUGACUUUCACGAGUCCAACUUGUCAAGUUUGCAACCCAUGCUUGGAUUCGCAUCACACCAACAACGAAACCUAGCUCGAUGUCACUUUGCCGACUUCCAGACACAGCCCCCUCAGCACAUCAGCAGUUUCAUCGACGAGCAAGGCAUGCCGAUUUUUAUUGAUGAGCAAGGUGUCGGCUGGGUGGUCCCUGCGGUUGGCGUCUCAGCCCAAUAUAACAGUCUUAUGCUGACACCGCAUGGGCCUAAUCCUGAGGCAAACGAAACUUAUUCGGGGGGAUGUGCCAUGCCUGAACCGGUAUUCCGAAAAACCACAAUCACAGGAAAUCGUUGUAAUCGAUCAACAUUAAUGCACACUCCGUCCCAAACGACAUUCGCACGCCCAGCCUCGGUUGCCCCUCCACUCAGCAAGUCGGCCUCGAAGCAUCAAACCAAAUCAGAGUCAUUGACACCCGGCACAAGUCCUGAACAGCCCACGGCUGUGGAAAGGGCCAGCCAGGGAAUCGCGGGCCAACCAGCUGAUCUACGCGCCACACUAAGAGGUGCAAUCCAGCGGAAGAACGAUUCGGAUGAAGAAUUAUUGGAGUCGUUAAUGAUCUUGUGGCACGACAAAAGCUCUGCGGCUCCCACGGACACCAUCAAUCUUCCAACCUCAGGCGACCUUCCCGUCCAAGACCAAUUAGAAACAACUGGUGAUUAUUCAAUAUGA
Puccinia triticina is the source of this 1398-nucleotide messenger RNA. RefSeq lists its product as uncharacterized. NCBI's taxonomy places the organism in Eukaryota, Fungi, Basidiomycota, Pucciniomycetes, Pucciniales, Pucciniaceae. The record is from RefSeq and is a predicted model, not a curated record. Bases 1 to 1398 code for a protein of 465 amino acids. The transcript is spliced from 2 exons.